CGACGGCCCAGAUCGGCCUGCGAUCAGAAAGUUUUCUCAUCGGCCUGCGAUCUGGGCCGUCGCUGCCGCAACGGGUCAUCUAGUCAAGAUAUGGACCCAGCUAGUGAGCUGGUGUCGAUGUUGUUGGCGAAGGAGGCAGCUAAGGAACAGAGGAAAAAAGAGGAGGAACGCAAGAAACAGCGACGAGAGGCAAUCGAGAAAGAGGAGAAGCAGAGACGUAGAGAAGAGAGGAAACAACGCGAGAAGUUGGAGAACGACUUGCGCGUGGCAAAAAUCAUUGACAUGCAACUUUCGAAGCGUUGGGGUUCUGUCCGCGCGGUGCAGAACCAGGAAGAGAAACAGGAGCGUAAGAGAAGAAAGAAGACGCUGCAACACAAACUGCGGCGACGAUCAUCACGGGAAGAAAUCGGUACAGAUGAGGAGAUUGCAGCCAUCAGCGCUGGUAUCGAACACAUGGAACUUGGUAGUUCCGCAAGUUCGGAGAAAGAUGAAUCUCCUGCACAGACUCCUCUUACGAGGACUGCAAGGAGGAUGUACGGCUCAGGGAAAUGCCGAGGACGACCACAUACCUUUUCGGUUGCACCGCGCAACAUCACUAAGGAGAUCGUUCCUACCCCUGGACCUGAUGCAUGCGGAAGGUUUGUUCGGGAACAGAAGUUGAUGUUGGAGACGCUAGACUACAAGGAGGUGAAAGAGCUAUGUAAGAAGGAACACAUUCCGUACGUCUGUAAGCAGCAGGCUAUCGAAGACCUCGUCGAGAGAUGUGUGGCAGCCGCUCUCGGAAGAACAAAGCAAGCCCCUUCACCAGCGAUGCGCGCAACAGAUCCGGUAUCUAGUAGCACCGAUAUCGCCUCCUCGUCAUCGGAAGAAGCCGGAGAGAGCAGCGAUAGCGAAGCGUGAUGUGCUUGGCGUACAUGUGAGCUAUGGUCGAUAUGUCGGGAUUUUAUUCACAAACGAGAAUUGAGUCCUCAUGUAGAUUGUGAGUUGGAGACUAGCCUAUGUUGGGUCUUGUUCGCUUUAGUGACACGUGGAGGUGUACCGUGGGGUGAAACGUUCGUGAACGAUUGGACUAGGUUAUGUGUGGAGAACGACGAGGGGAUAGGAAGGGGAGAUGGUUGUGUGUACGUGGGAAUCGCGCCGUUUUGCAAAGCAACCUAUAUCGGCAAGACCGAG
This is a messenger RNA of Chara braunii, 1173 nucleotides long. Lineage: Eukaryota; Viridiplantae; Streptophyta; Charophyceae; Charales; Characeae. The record is from the annotation of a GenBank genome assembly.